Messenger RNA from Bufo gargarizans (Asiatic toad), 1730 nucleotides. It is a transcript of the gene PAK1, whose product is annotated as p21 (RAC1) activated kinase 1. The record is from RefSeq and is a predicted model, not a curated record. Gene Ontology annotation, cellular component: cytoplasm. Gene Ontology annotation, biological process: intracellular signal transduction; regulation of axonogenesis; protein phosphorylation. Gene Ontology annotation, molecular function: ATP binding; protein serine/threonine kinase activity. The coding region runs from base 231 to 1730 and encodes 499 amino acids. Lineage: Eukaryota; Metazoa; Chordata; Amphibia; Anura; Bufonidae. The transcript has 14 exons.
AUGUCGUGGGCGUGGUCCGUGCAGCGGCUGCGGGUGCGAGCAGUCAGUGUGGAGUGAAGCGGUUGAGGACGGGCAGCUGUAUGGAGAUAGCCGGUGCGGACGGAGGGUCUGCCGGGAUCGUGUGCCAGGGUCUGCCGCUGCUGUGAGGACGGAGAGAGGCGCAGGAGGCGGAUCCGGCGCUGCUGCCGGGACUGGAUAGCUGGACAGGAGCCGCUCUGGGAUCGCUGAAAAUGUCUGACAACGGUAUAGACUUCAACGAUAAACCUCCAGCCCCGCCCCUGAGGAACACCAGCACUUUAAUUGGAGCCAGUGUGAAGGACACCAUAAACCAUGGCUCAAAACCUCUUCCCCCAAAUCCAGAAAAGAAGACGAAGAGGCUUCUGAACAUGUUACCCGGGACUGGAGAUAAAACCAUGAAAAAGACUGUUAAAAAGCCAGUAAUCCCAGUAAUCUCACCCCCGACGGAUUUCGAGCACACCCUUCAUAUCGGCUUUGAUCCUGUAACCGGAAAAUUCACUGGUAUGCCAGAACAAUGGGCACGGCUGUUGCAGACUUCCAAGAUUUCAGAAGAAGAGCAGAAGAAGAAUCCUCAGGCCAUACUGGAUGUGCUGAAGUUUUAUAACUCCAAGAAACCCACCAACAGCCAGAAGUACAUGAGCUUCACAGAUAACGAACUUGAGGUUUACAUGCCGUCUGACAGCACGAAUUCCAAUGUCGUCUCCGAAGUCCAUGAUAUAGCUCCAGUUUGUGAGGAUGAAGAUGAAGAGGAGCCCGCUGCCCCUCCUGCUGUGGCCCCGCGUCCUAUAUAUACAAUGUCGGUGCACACUCGCUCUGUCAUAAUCCCAGCGCCUCCUCCAGUCAAAGACGAGGCACCCUUACCACCCCCCGAACCUCAAGGAAACGGCGAGAAGUCGGCUGAUGCCUCCGCAACACCCACAGAGAAAACCAAGAAAAAGGCCAAGAUGUCAGAUGAGGAGAUCUUGGAAAAACUGAGAAGCAUCGUGAGUGUGGGGGACCCCAAGAAAAGGUACACCAGAUUCGAGAAGAUCGGGCAGGGGGCAUCGGGAACCGUGUACAUUGCAUUGGAAGUGGCCACUGGACAAGAGGUUGCAAUUAAGCAGAUGAAUCUAAAACAGCAGCCAAAGAAAGAGUUAAUUAUUAACGAGAUCCUUGUAAUGAGGGAAAACAAGAAUCCAAACAUCGUAAACUAUCUUGACAGUUACCUGGUUGGGGAAGAGCUGUGGGUGGUCAUGGAGUACCUGGCUGGGGGGUCGCUGACGGAUGUGGUCACGGAGACCUGCAUGGCUGAAGGACAGAUAGCCGCCGUGUGCAGGGAGUGUCUUCAGGCCUUAGAGUUCCUGCACGCGAACCAAGUCAUCCACCGAGACAUAAAGAGCGACAACAUCCUGCUGGGGAUGGACGGGGCCGUGAAAUUAACGGACUUUGGGUUUUGUGCCCAGAUUACCCCUGAAGAAAGUAAGCGCAGUACAAUGGUUGGAACCCCCUACUGGAUGGCACCUGAAGUAGUAACACGCAAAGCGUACGGUCCAAAAGUGGAUAUCUGGUCUCUGGGGAUCAUGGCCAUAGAAAUGGUAGAAGGAGAGCCGCCAUACUUAAAUGAAAAUCCUCUCCGAGGCAAAACUCUGCAGGAAGGAAGCUUUUUUGACUUUAGGGUCAUUCAAGACCGUGGACCAAUCCAGGGACCCAUCCGGGGACCGGAUCUCACUUAA